AGAAGAAUAUAUAAACGGGAGUGCAUUUCUCUCAAAAAAAUCAUAAUUUUAUGAUAAUUGUGUUAAAAAAGUAAUUAUUUAAUAAUAAAACAAUAAUAAAGUGCACACCCAGCGAUAAUUACAUAAAGUUUUAGCAUAAUAAAGCUAUUUAAAUUUCGAUAAAGCCAGUUAUAAGAUCACUAAAAAAAUCCAGACGAAAACAUUAGUAUUCCCAAUUACAUUUAUUGUAACUACUACUCCCUCGCAAUUGUAUACCCAGUUCAUAUACAUAAAAUGAUUGUGGGUGUUUUCUGUAAAUGUAAUUAAAAAAAAGAAAACGGAAACAGCAAGUGUUGCAACAUAGUUAGUUGUAGUGAAGAAUUUUAUGGUUUUAAUAGUUUUGUGUAAAAGGGCAUGAAUGUGUUUCGCCAGCAGUGUUGUUGAAGCGCAUAAAAAGCUAUUUAUAGCAAACGCGGGUGGUGGCAAUAUCAACAGUGGCAGCGGUAGCAGUGCAGCAGCCAAUGAGAAGCGGGACUCCUUGAGUGGCAUUAAAGGUAUACGCAACGAUAAGCGUGGAAGUUUAAGUGGCAGUGGUGGCAGCAAUAGUAAUAGUCUGAAAAAUUCUAAAAUGUCUCGUAGCAAAACACGUAUACAAACGGAAGUCUGCGGAGAUUGUGGAGCUACAGAUCCCUCGUGGGCCUCUAUAAAUCGCGGCAUUUUAUUAUGCUCCGACUGUUGCUCAGUACAUCGCAGCUUGGGUAGACACAUAUCCAUAGUGAAAUCUUUACGUCAGGGUACAUGGGAACCUUCUGUAUUGAAUUUUGUCAAUUCUUUAAAUGCUCACGGUGCCAACAGUGUAUGGGAACAUCAUUUACUAGAUGGAACUACUUCAUCGGGUCCUAAGGGCAUACCGCGUAUACGCAAACCCUCCCCAAAAGACCCUUUACAUCCCAACAAAUCAGACUUCAUCAAUGCCAAACAUGUACAAUUGGCUUUUGUCUUAAAGCCUAAUUUCCAAGAUACUGACGAUGACAUCACUGGUGCUAAUUUAGAACAUGAAUUAAGCAAACAACUACAUGCCAGUGUACGUACCAGUAACUUAGAGACAUCUUUACGUCUGUUGGUGCAAGGUGCUGAUCCAAAUUUCUUCCAUGAGGAGAAACGUUCGACACCUUUACAUGUGGCUGCUAAAUUUGGACAGGCUUCACAAAUUGAACUGUUAAUUGUUUAUGGAGCCGAUAUAAAUGCCAUUGAUGGCAAUGGCUUAACACCGCUUGAGGUUGCCAAAGCCAAUAAUCAUACGUUAAUUGCUGAACGUUUAUUAGAUGGCAUGUAUGAGGUCAGCGAUCGUAUUAUAAUGUUUUUGGGUGGCAAGAAACCAGACCAUACGACUGGCCGCCAUCUAAUUAUACCCGACUCAAAUACCGCUGAAAUAAGUGAACAAUUGAAAAUAGCUCGAGGGCGUUUACAAUUAGUGCCCAAUAAAAUGUUCGAAGAGCUUGUAAUGGAUCUAUACGAUGAAGUUGAUCGUAGAGAAAAUGAGGCCAUAUGGGCUACAUCCACCAUGAAUGGUGAAAAUGUUGCAGUGCCAUUUUUACCAGCAAAUCCAUUUUUAAGUGCCACACGUAAUCAGGGUCGUCAAAAGCUGGCACGUUUUACUCGUGCUGAAUUUAAUGGCUUGCUAACGGAUGUUUUAAUUGAUGCACGUCGACGUCAAAAUAUGGCGAACUUACGUCCUCUAGAUGGCCCGCACACAUCGUCGUCAUCAUCUGCCAUGGCUAAUAAUAACAAUAACGCUUCUGGUUUUUAUAAUAUUAAUAAUUUAACAACAUCUGGUAUGGCUGGCAACAGUGAUUAUCAUGAUCCAAAUCUAUCGGAUGAUGAACCAAUUUAUGAUCCAGUAGCUGAUGAUGAUUAUGAACCAAUGCCGCCUAUAGCACAGCAGGCUAUUGUACAUCAAUCAGCCAAACCACACGAUGAAAUGACAAAUUAUGAAAUGCAGACUUUACGUAAACAAAUCAAUGAUUACGUUACCGAAAUCAAUCAAUUAAAGAAUGUUGUACAAAAGUUAUCCAGUGAAAAUACCGAAUUGAAAUCAAAAUUUUCCACCGCUCAACAGCCAUCGAAAUCAGCAUCAAAUAACAGUGUUUAUGAUGAACCAUUGCGUAUUGAAAACACUGAAAAUGAUCAUGAACCCCAUUCUUUGCCUGAAGGCUUAAACACAAGUUUAGGUACGAACAACAGCAAUACAGGUCAAACUCAGGGGACGGGGGCAGCAUCAGCAUCGUCCUCUUCAUCGGCUACGAACUCACAACAAUCGACCAUUAAACGACCAGCCAGUAUGUAUGAACGACGUCUUCAGCCCAGUCUAACGAAAACAAAUGCAGACACACGUAAUACCACCUCUAUGUAUCAAAUGGCCGCGGACAAAUCAUUUACCGAGGAAGUUAAUCAAAAGACAGACAUUGUAACGCAUCGCCUUAAGGAGUUGAUACAUUCAAUGCAGGAUCCCAACAAUCGCGAAACCUUAGUACCCUGUGCUGAACGCAUACGAGCCGCUGUCUUGGAAUUAAUCAAUGUUUUUACUACACCGAAUAACUGCAAUGAAACUAUACGGGAAACGUUAAUGCAAUUAACGCGUAAUAACAUUUUAAUACAACAUAGUUGUGAAAAUUUACGCAAUUCAUUCGAUACGAAUGAUAAAGCCGCCAUUGAGAAAUAUACAAAAGAUGUACGUGAAUGUGCGUAUUAUAUUGCCAGUGCCACAAAAACUUUAGUUUUACAAUUGGAAUGAGUUGUAUGUAUGUAAUAUAUAGUAUAGUAUAACACUAGUACAUACUAUAGCUAUUUACAACAAAUUUCUUAACAACAAUCCCAUUAUAAUUUUUUUUAGCAUUUAAUAAUACAUAAAUUUUAACAUUUAUUUUAAAAUUGAUUACGUUUUUCGUCAAUCUGUAUUAAUAAUCAGUUUUUUUAAAUGUUUUAAAGAAUAUCGAAAUAUAAAAAUCGAAAAGUAAAAAAAGAAACCGAAAAAAGCAUUAACAUGUUCUUCCAACAAUAACAAUUUUAAUAUGCCUUAAAUAAAUGAAAUAAUUUAUAUAAAAUUAUAAAAAA
Molecule: messenger RNA, 3093 nt
Organism: Calliphora vicina (urban bluebottle blowfly)
Lineage: Eukaryota; Metazoa; Arthropoda; Insecta; Diptera; Calliphoridae
Gene: Git
Product: ARF GTPase-activating protein GIT1
Exons: 8
Coding region: 398-2773 (791 amino acids)
Biological process (GO): synaptic vesicle recycling; regulation of ARF protein signal transduction; brain development
Cellular component (GO): synapse
Molecular function (GO): GTPase activator activity; small GTPase binding
Source: RefSeq, a predicted model, not a curated record